Equus caballus (horse) is the source of this 5533-nucleotide messenger RNA. RefSeq names its product coiled-coil domain containing 120 (gene CCDC120). The record is from RefSeq and is a predicted model, not a curated record. NCBI's taxonomy places the organism in Eukaryota, Metazoa, Chordata, Mammalia, Perissodactyla, Equidae.
CCGGGAUCCGAACCUGUGAACCCCAGGCCACUGAAGCAGAGCCUGUGAACGUAACCACCAUGCCGCCAGGCCAGCCCCAGGUUCCCAUGUUUUUGAUGUUGAGUAGGGAGAGGUUGGAUAAUGAGGGAAAACAGCCUUGUUUCAAAUAUGUUUGGUUUGACGAGUAGGGAGGGUUCCAUGUCUGGGUAGCAAGUAGGGAGGGUUUGGAGGCUGAGGGAUACCAGCUGUCUCUCAAAAAUAUACAUAUACAUAUGGAGAAAUAUUUGUAAUUAUGAAAGCCAGUACAUACUGAGCAUUUACUGCAGGCCAGGCAUGGUCCUAAGCAAGCUUUAAAUGUAUUAACUCAUGCUCACAGCACCUCUGUGAGGUACAUAUUCUUAUCGUCACCCCCAUUUUACAGAUGCGGACAUUCAGGCACAGAGGUUAAGUGAUUUGUCCAAGCAGUCACACAGCCAGUAGGUGGCAGAGCUAGGUUGAAUCCCUGACCCACCACUUGCUACCCCUACAUGAGGCCGGGUGAGGCUCAGGUCCUGGCUGGGGUGGGGCUUAGAGGUUGGCUGUCUUCUAGGCUGUUAAAAGUCGUGGGCCAGGGCAGUGGUGUGUGUGGGUGCCUCUGCCCCAUCUGUCUGCCUGGCCCGAGGGGCCCUUACUCUCCUCUCCUCACUCCCGCGCGCCCUCCACCUGCGUGAGUUUAUUAUUGUCGUCAUUAACAGUCAUUAAUGACGUGGUGCGAGUUACCAUGCACUUUGAAAUGCCUUCCAAAGUUCCUUUCGCCUCUGUCGGCUCUGAAACCACCGUGUACCCGUUUUACAGAUGAAGAAGACUUGAGACUUAAUCUUCAUUGCCAGCCUGAUGCCCUUGUCCCUCUCGGCUCUGAUUUUAUAAACAUCCGUCUUCCCAACAUCCUUGGUGUCCCACAGGAGGCAGGAGAGGCCAUGGCUGAGAGGACACUCCCCACCAACACCCAGCUGCCCACCUUAUGGCUACCGCCUCCACCAGCCCCAGGCAGUGAAGCGGGGGGAGAAGGGGGGUGAUGAAAGGGGCCUUUGUGUCCCAUGCCAGAAAUCUCACACCCAGGAAGAAAGGUGGGCAGGGUGGCGGGAGGCCACAAUAGCGUGUAUGUGGGGCGUUGCUGAUCCAGUGAGCUCCUCUCCGGACUUGGCCCGCCUGCCAAGCAGAGAGGGAGCUUUCCUCACUCUGCUUUCACAUCAUGGCGUGGGCUGCCGCAGGGACCUGGCUUGGGCUUGGGCCCUGAGGUCACAAAGUAGAUGGUCCCAAAUGGAGUACAGGCUGUGUGGUGUAUGCCGGGACAGGCCCAGAGCUCGGGUGGCGGUGUGGGGAAGACAGUACCUCAGGGGGACUCAGAGCCCUCAGUUUCCUUGGCACCUGUCCAGAAAUGCCUCGGGGCAGGGGGGUGGAUGGGGGAGACCCAGCCUGGACGUGAAGAAGCGUGAGCCCCCUUUCCCACUCCUCCUCCCUUGCGGGAGGAGCCUCUGUCGGCCUCCACUGCAGGAGCCAGCCCCCCGACUUCUGCUUCUACCUGCUCUUAUGCCUCUGUGAUCAGAAUCAGGCCUCUUCACCUCCCCGAGCCGCAGCUUCCACAUCUACAGGCUGGCUCUGAGGAGCUGGGUUGGUGCCCUCCUCCCAGGUUUGUAGGGAUCUGGAGGGCUUGAACCACAUGUGUGUGUUGUUGGUUUGCUAGGAUGAUUUCUUCUGGAGCUGCAGAAGGUGGUAGAGUCUUGAGACCUGGUCUCUCCUUAGAAAAGUUGACCCCCUCUCUCCCAACUUGGGCAAUAAUCAUCCCAGUGAGGGUGGGACUUGCUCUAAGACCUAAGACCUUCUCCCAGCCCUGCCUUGCCCCGGGAGGGAAGGGUAGGGGCCUCAGGAAUGUGAUGUGUGCUGCCAAGAGACACACACCCAAUUUACACCCAAGACCUCCUGUGUGCCUAGCAGCUCCCCGGCUCUCUGUCCCCCAGCUCCUAGGUAGUACCCUUGGCUGGGCCAAGUCUGAUCUGGGAACUUGAGCGGCACCAGAGUCAGCUGCCGCUGCCACGACCCUUAGCCCUUCUUCCUCAGUCCUCUGCUAGGCAGUGAGGGGGGAGGUCCAGGUCUUGGCCAUGUUGGACACCCUGAGGGGACCUGGCUUCCGGACUGCCCCUGAGGGUAGCCCGAGCCCUGGUGGCAGGCAGGCAGGCAAGGGUUAAAAGGUAUGGGCCUGCCCAGUCCCUGGCCAGGUAGGCUGGGCCAUUGCCUAGUGGGAGGCGGCCUAGGCAUCCGCCACUGCACUCCCCGCUCACUGCCACUACCAGCCGGAGCAGGGCCUGGUCAAGACAACUGUUUUUUUGAGGUACCCAAGGCCACCCCACAGCACGUCUCUGGCAUUGGCAAGACUCCUGACGGUGACCCAUGGGCCUCUGAGGAGGCGUUGUAAGUCCGCCCGGCUUCCCACUUGCUGUACUCCCACUCAAUGGGAAGGGAACCAAGGCCUUGUCCAGCCAUCAGCCCCGGCCUCUUGACAGCACCAGGAUGGAAGUCAAAGGUCAGCUGAUCAGCUCUCCCACCUUCAAUGCCUCAGCUGCCCUGUUUGGAGAGGCCGCCCCCCAGGUGAAGUCAGAGCGUCUGCGGGGGCUGCUUGACCGGCAGCGGGCCCUGCAGGAGGCCCUGAGCCUGAAACUUCAGGAGCUGCGCAAAGUGUGUCUCCAGGAGGCGGAGCUGACUGGCCAACUGCCCCCUGAGUGCCCACUGGAGCCAGGUGAACGGCCUCAGUUGGUCCGCCGGCGGCCCCCUGCAGCCCGAGCCUACCCUCCACUGCACCCCAACCCAGCACACCACUCCUUGUGCCCUACUGAGGAGCUGGCUCUUGAGGCCCUGGAGCGUGAGGUGUCAGUGCAGCAGCAGAUUGCGGCCGCUGCCCGCCGCCUGGCCUUGGCCCCCGAGCUGAGUGCCGAGCAGCGCCGACGCCGGCGCCAGGUGCAGGCAGACGCGUUGCGGAGGCUGCAUGAGCUGGAGGAGCAGCUCGGGGACGUCCGGGCCCGCCUUGGCCUCCCAGUGCUCCCGCCACUGUCCACGGGGCCAGUUAUCACCACCCAGGGAGUGUGCCUGGGCACGCGCCUCGCUCAGCUCAGCCAAGAGGAUGUAGUUCUGCACUCGGAGAGCAGCUCCCUCUCAGAGUCUGGGGCCAGCCAUGAUAAUGAGGAGCCCCGUGGAUGCUUCCCUCUGGCCGAGCGUCCCUCGCCACCCAAAGCCUGGGACCAGCUGCGGGCGGUGUCUGGGGGCAGCCCUGAGCGACGAACCCCGUGGAAACCAUCCCCAUCAGAUCUUUAUGGGGAUCUGAAGAGCCGGCGGAACUCUGUGGCUAGCCCCACCAGCCCCACACGCUCGCUGCCCAGGAGUGCCUCCAGUUUUGAGGGGCGAAGUGUGCCUGCCACCCCUGUCCUCACCCGGGGCGCUGGCCCCCAGCUUUGCAAACCCGAAGGUCUCCAUUCUCGCCAGUGGUCCGGCAGCCAGGACUCCCAGAUGGGCUUCCCACGGGCGGACCCUGCCUCCGACCGCGCCUCCCUCUUUGCAGCUCGCACCCGCCGCAGCAACAGCUCCGAGGCCCUGCUAGUGGACCGGGCAGGUGGUGGGGGAGCCAGCUCCCCACCUGCACCUCUGGUUCCCCCUGCCACUGGCCCCCCGGUCUGUAAGAGCAGUGAGGUGCUGUAUGAGCGCCCCCAACCAACCCCUGCCUUCUCCUCCCGCACAACAGGCCCCCCAGACCCUCCCCGGGCUGCCCGGCCUAGCUCAGCAGCCCCUGCCUCCCGCGGGGCCCCCCGGCUCCCACCUGUGUGCGGAGACUUCCUCUUGGACUACUCCCUGGACCGGGGCCUGCCCCGUGGUGGCGGCGGGGCAGGCUGGGGGGAGCUGCUGCCCGCAGCUGAGGUCCCAGGACCCCUCUCCCGCCGGGAUGGGCUCCUCGCCAUGCUCCCAGGCCCACCACCUGUGUAUGCAGCUGACGGCAGCAGCCCCCUCCUCCGCAGCAAGGACCCCCACACCCGUGCCACCCGCACCAAGCCCUGUGGCCUGCCCCUGGAGGCCACUGAGGGUCCAGAGGUGCAUCCAAACCCUCUGCUGUGGAUGCCGCCACCCACCCGUAUCCCCCCAGCUGGUGAGCGCAGCGGCCACAAGAACCUUGCCCUGGAGGGGCUGCGGGACUGGUACAUCCGGAACUCGGGACUGGCCUCGGGGCCCCAGCGCCGGCCUGUGCUCCCCCACAUGGGCCCGCAACACCCACCCUUCCUCCAUGCCCGCUGCUAUGAGGUGGGCCAGGCGCUGUAUGGGGCCCCCAGCCAGGCGCCGCUCCCACACUCAAGGAGUUUCACGGCGCCCCCUGUCUCCGGCAGAUACUACGCGGACUUCCUGUACCCCCCGGAGCUGAGCGCUCGUUUAAGUGACCUGACGCUAGAGGGGGAGCAGUCCUCCAGUUCUGACCCCCAGACCCCGGGGACACUGGUCUGACCCCUUCUGAUAUGCCCCUCGUUGGUCUGGGCAUGACUCCAGUCUGGGGAGCACACAGCUGACCUCGCUGAGCCCUGGGGUGGGGUUGUUCUCAGUCCUGGGUCGGGGCGCCAAUCAGAUCUUCCAAGGCCCCUAGCUCCCUGUGGGUCCAUGAAGGUGUCUGACACCCUGCUUCUCCUCUCACACUGUGCUGGGGACUGAGGGCCCUCAGCUAGCUUAAAAGAGGGGGGGAUGGUGUAAUGGGGACUCCAAGCCCCUUCCUCCAUUUCUGUUUACAGUUGUGACUUAGGUAUUCACUGUCUUCCCCCAACACUAGACGUUUUAUGAAAGGGAAACUGUGAUCUCGUCCUGGUUGGGUUCAUUCCCGUCCCCGUGCCCAGCCUGUUCCAUUUAGGAACCCCCUCCACAAAAUGGACCACAUAGGGUCUUAGGGCCCUGUUUGGGGCAGCCAGGAUACUCCGGUGUGAACAGAACUCCCUGCCACCCCUCGCCAGGGCAGUUCUUGGGGAGGUGGGCUCUCUGCCCACAUUUGGAAGGACUGAAGUCUGGGUGGGGGGCUUGGGUUCAUUUUCCCACCCUCAGGGGUGCCUGAAGGAGCCCCAGUCCCUGUCUGCCUGUCUGUGCCCGCUGCCUCUGCCCACAGGGUGAGAUAGCCCAGCCUUUGGCGGCAGCCUCCGCCCUGUCUAUCCCCGAUCAGGAGGCCCCGCAGGAGGGCCAAAGGGCAGAGCCAUCGGAUGUGUUGUGUCCUGGGAUGCUGCGGUGGUGGAACCUGGCGUCUGGUAGAUGCCAGUAAAAUCCUCAGGUGACGUCUGGCCAUGGGCUACGUCACGUCUUCCUUGGCUUUCUUUCCAUCCACCACUUUUUAAACAAAUCCACACAACCUGUGUUUUCUAUGAUACCUGUCUGUGACUUUCUGGAGCUGGGGGUUCCCCUGCCCCCUUUACCUGGUGUUAAACUUUUUUUUGUACCAAUGGAUCUGGGCCCAAGACACUACCCACACUGGAAGGGGAUUUCUAUAAUAAAUGUGUAAACUGAA